This is a messenger RNA of Cyprinodon variegatus (sheepshead minnow), 990 nucleotides long. RefSeq names its product SH3-domain GRB2-like endophilin B2 (gene sh3glb2). Bases 196 to 990 code for a protein of 264 amino acids. The transcript is spliced from 8 exons. NCBI's taxonomy places the organism in Eukaryota, Metazoa, Chordata, Actinopteri, Cyprinodontiformes, Cyprinodontidae. The record is from RefSeq and is a predicted model, not a curated record. Gene Ontology annotation, molecular function: protein binding. Gene Ontology annotation, cellular component: cytoplasm.
CAGAGCCUCAGUCCAGGCUGCAGGGCGGCAGCAGUGGCUUGCAUGCCGCAGCUGAUGUCUCUUUAAGCGCAGGGCAGACAGCAGAUCUCCGAUCCUCCUCCACGGAGCGGAUUACGGCUCCAGCUCAGCGUCUCCUGCUGCUACAUCACCAGCUGAUUCUGGGUAAACAAAGGCGAGCAGAAGCCUCUCAGCACCAUGGACUUCAACGUGAAGAAGCUGGCGUCAGACGCGGGGGUGUUCUUCACCCGGGCCGUGCAGUUCACAGAGGAGAAGCUGGGCCAGGCUGAGAAGACGGAGCUGGACCCCCACUUGGAAAACCUAAUAACCAAGGGGGACGCUACGAAGAACUGGACUGAGAAGAUCUUAAGACAAACAGAGGUUCUGCUGCAGCCCAACCCAAUUGAUCACACAGGCGCUCGGAUCGAGGAGUUCAUCUACGACAAGCUGGACAGGAAGCUUCCCUCCAGAACCACCAACGCCGAGCUGCUGGGCCAGCACAUGCUGGACGCCGCUAAAGAAUUUGGAGCAGAAACUCCGUAUGGCAGCACCCUGAUCACCGUCGGAGAGUACCAGAAGAAGCUGGGAGGAGCCGAACGGGAAUUCCUCCACACCUCAGCCGUGACUUUCCUCUCUCCUCUGCGCAACUUCCUGGAGGGAGAUUGGAGAACCAUCUCAAAAGAGAGGCGGCUUCUGGAGAACCGACGCUUGGACCUGGACAUCUGCAAGGCCCGUGUGAAAAAGGCCAAGCAGGCUGAAGCCAAAGCAGCGGCUACACCAGAUUUUCAGGAGACGAGGCCCAGGAAUUACGUCCUGUCAGCCAGCGCAUCCGCGGUGAGAGUUGAAGACACACACACUGCAUAUCAAUCAGAGGGACCUUAUGAAUUGCUCAACCACCUGAGGUGUUUACAGGACUUCGCAGAAGCUCAGGCCACCUAUUACGCUCAGUGUCAUCACUACAUGCAGGAUCUGCAGAGGGAGCUGAACAGGUGA